AUGUAUAAAGUUAAAAUAGCAGAGUUUUCUCGAACUCCCGAGGACUUUUUAAAGAAGUAUGAUGAGCUGAAGUCUAAAAACACAAGACAUCUAGAUUCCUUGGUGUAUCUACUGUCAAAGCUCACAGAAGACAAGGAGACACUUCAGUAUUUGCAACAAAAUGCCAAAGAAAGGGCAGAACUCGCAGCGAACGCGGCAGCCAGUGGCAGCGCCAGUUUUUCCAUUCCCUCAUCCGCUUCCAAGAUAUCUCUGCAGGAGCUGGAGGAGCUGCGCAAGCAGCUGGGCAGCGUCACGGCCAGCUCCAGCGUGCAGCAGCCUCUUGAGGUUACACGAAAAAUGCUCCGAGAUAAGCAAAACAAGAAGAAUUCUGGGCAGCCCAUCCCAAUAUUUCCAUCCUGGGUGUAUGAAAGACCGGCACUUAUUGGUGAUUUCUUAAUAGGCACCAGUUUAAGCACUGACACAACAGUACCUAUAGGCACUUUGCCACUAGCCUCCCAAGAAUCCGUGAUUGUGGAGGACCUGUUGUAUGUUUUGAUUGGCGUGGAUGGAAGAUACAUCACAGCACAGCCUCUCAUAGGCAGGCAGAACCGAGCAUUUUUAGUCGACCCGAACUUGGACUUGUCCAUCAAAGAGCUGGUGACCAGGAUUCUUCCUGUGGCAGCAAGUUACUCUGCGGUCACCAGGUUUAUAGAGGAAAAGUCUUCCUUUGAAUAUGGCCAGGUAAAUCAUGCUUUGGCUGCAGCUAUGCGGACCCUAACAAAGGAAUACAUGAUACUUAUUACCCAGCUGGAACAUCUCCAGAGACAAGGACUUCUGUCGCUGCAGAAGCUCUGGUUUUAUAUCCAGCCCACAAUGAGGACUUUAGAAAUUCUUGCCUCGCUUGCCACCUCUGUGGAUAAAGGUGAGUGUAUGGGAGGAUCAACCCUGAGCUUACUCCAUGACAAGACUUUCAAUUACACUGGAGACAGCCAGGCCCAGGAGCUGUGUCUGUAUUUAACGAAGGCAGCCAGCGUGCCUUAUUUUGAAAUUUUGGAGAAGUGGAUAUAUCGAGGCAUCAUUAAUGAUCCGUACAGUGAGUUCAUGGUGGAAGAACAUGAGUUGCAGAAGGAGAAGAUCCAGGAGGACUAUAAUGACAAGUACUGGGAUCAAAGAUAUACUGUUGUUCAGCAGCAGAUUCCCUCAUUCUUGCAGAAGAUGGCUGACAAAAUCCUAAGCACAGGGAAAUAUUUAAAUGUUGUGCGAGAAUGUGGACGUGAUGUUACCUGCCCUGUGGCUAAAGAGGUCAUCUAUACUUUAAAAGAGAGAGCAUAUGUGGAACAAAUAGAAAAAGCAUAUAACUAUGCUAGCAAAGUUCUCCUUGAUUUCCUAAUGGAGGAGAAGGAAUUGGUAGCUCACUUAAGAUCUAUAAAGCACUAUUUCCUGAUGGAUCAAGGGGACUUUUUUGUUCACUUCAUGGAUCUCACAGAAGAGGAACUUAAGAAGCCCGUAGACGACAUCAUAACCACCAGGCUAGAGGCUUUGCUUGAAUUAGCCCUGCGAAUGAGCACGGCCAACACGGAUCCUUUCAAGGAUGAUUUAAAGAUUGACCUGAUGCCCCACGACCUCAUCACACAGCUGCUGCGCGUGCUGGCCAUCGAGACCAAGCAGGAGAAGGCCCUCAUCAGCGCGGACCCCACGGAGCUCACGCUCAGCGGCCUCGAAGCCUUCUCCUUCGACUACAUCGUUAAGUGGCCUCUGUCUCUCAUUAUAAACAGGAAAGCACUAACAAGAUACCAGAUGCUUUUCAGACACAUGUUCUACUGCAAACAUGUGGAAAGGCAGUUGUGCAAUGUGUGGAUCAGCAAUAAGACUGCCAAGCAAUUCUCCCUGCAUUCAGCUAAGUGGUUUGCUGGGGCCUUCACGCUGCGGCAGCGGAUGCUGAAUUUUGUCCAGAACAUCCAGUAUUACAUGAUGUUCGAAGUGAUGGAGCCAACGUGGCACAUUCUUGAGAAGAACCUGAAAUUGGCUUCUAAUAUUGACGACGUCUUGAGCCACCACACGAGCUUCCUGGAUAACUGCCUCAAGGACUGCAUGCUGACCAACCCGGAGCUGCUGAAGAUCUUUUCCAAGCUCAUGUCCGUCUGCGUCAUGUUCACAAACUGCAUGCAGAGGUUCACGCAGAGCAUGAAGCUGGACAACGAGAUGGACCGACUCACCUUAGAGCACGGCACGAUGCUGGGUCCGCCAACAGAGGAGGAGCGGGCCGAAGAGGCUGCCAAGAAGAAGCUGACUAACAAGCUUUUAGCAGAGCAUGCCGACAGCCUGCACCUGACCUCUGGCUUUGAGGCGACGGUCAACAAGUUCGACAGCAAUUUCUCAACACAUCUCCUGGACCUGCUGGACAAACUGAGUGUUUACAGCACCAAUGACUGUGAGCACAGCAUGCUCAACAUCAUCUACAGGUUGGACUUCAAUGGAUUCUACACAGAGCGUUUGGAGCACAUGUCUGCCGAGCGAAGCCAGAAGGCAGCUCCCCUGCUUCCCCACGUGGUUGUGCCUGCCCAGUAGAGCC
Molecule: messenger RNA, 2551 nt
Organism: Tinamus guttatus (white-throated tinamou)
Lineage: Eukaryota; Metazoa; Chordata; Aves; Tinamiformes; Tinamidae
Source: RefSeq, a predicted model, not a curated record